UUUCAGUGCUACUUUCAGUUCCUUGUCGUAGGAUGGGACGCUUAGGAGAACACGGUGCUUUUCAUGAAACUGACCACACACUGGCACCUGACUGUGGAUCCCAUAGCAACACCGAGUCAGACCGAGAUGCGAAUAAUGACGAGAUAUCACCAAAGCCUGCCGAACUCACUGAAGGUGUUAUAGGAUCGAGCGACGAGGAGCCGGCUGCCGGCGAAGGUCUUUCCGAAGAGGUUUACGAAGUAGAGAAAAUUUUGGACCGAAAUGAAGUCAACGGCGAACUUUUCUAUCUGGUUCGCUGGAAAGGAUUCGGUCAAGAAGAUGAUUCGUGGGAACCUGUAGAAAACUUAUCGCUUGCUGUGAAGGCUAUCAGCGAGUUUGAAGAACACAGGAAAUCAAAAAAGGGAAAGAAAUCUAAGACUCCUAAAUCGAAAGGGAAGUGCCCAAGAAAUCCAGAGAAACCUCAGGGCCGAUCUAGCGUCUCCAAAGAUCAAAAGGAAAGUUCAUCAAGCAAGAAGAAAUCAAAGUCCUUUCUUGAUGACAAGACCGAGUCUGAGCCUGAGACGCCAUCGGAGGAUGACGACGAUGAGUACAUGGAUAAGAAAUCUUCUGCGAAGAAGUCUACGCGGGCGUCAGCUUAUUCAGGAACUGUCACCAAAGCAGCGUUGAAAUCUUAUUCUCCCACCACUACCAAAGUUUCCAACAAUACACCGACAAGUGCUCGCAUACAAACUGUGGAUACAAUGACAGCGGCCAAGAAGGCUCUGCAAAUGCGCCAGUCAUGGCUUUAUGAUAGCGAUUCCGACGAUGAUUCUGCUCCCGAAAAAGAGAACGAGAAAACCCGGGACGAAGCAAAGGAGAAACAAAAAAGUUCUGCGAAUGACGUGGAUAAGCCAAAGGCAGAGGAGGCUGAAAAGUCGAGUGAACGCAAACGUAAGGUAGAGGACAACAGCGCGGAGAAGAAGAGGAAGAAGUCCAAGGUCGAGACUGUGAGUACUCUCGAUAAACCUAGUAUUGAAGAAGAUGUAUGGCAGAAGGUACAGAAUGGUGCAACAGCAGCUCCAUCCACUAGUGAGGAUGGUCCGCAUCUGGAUCAGCCUGAAAUCGUCGCACUCGCUCAGGAUAAAGACGGUCGAGUUAGAGUACUGAUUGGUCAAGACGGCGUGAAGAAAGUGGUUUCGUUGCGAGAUGCCCAUGACGCUAACUCCUGGGGACUGGUGCAACACAUCCUCAAAUUCGCUCGCUUCACAGAUUUUGGACACUAAUGACAAUUCAUAUCAUCCAUUCCAUUUUUGCAAAUCAUCUCAGCGUCAAGUAACCAUUUAUUUGAGAUAUCUCGUUUUUGCGACUCUUUUGUUAACCUCACAGUAUCUAGUAGUCUCUACUAAUAUGGUAUGUUACAUACCAGCAAUUUUCGUGUUUGUGUAAAUGCUACAAGCCUACUCACAUCACAACUAUGCAUAGUUUUUGUUUUGUCAAUUUAUUUGUGUAGGAGCAACAGCUGUGACGAUGUGAGCGCAUCAUAAGAGUAAUUAGCGAAAGGUGUAUGACAGUAUCGUGAUCCCAAAAAUUCCUGGAACUAUCUGAGAACGCUCUUCUGC
Molecule: messenger RNA, 1598 nt
Organism: Cylicocyclus nassatus
Lineage: Eukaryota; Metazoa; Nematoda; Chromadorea; Rhabditida; Strongylidae
Source: the annotation of a GenBank genome assembly